Molecule: messenger RNA, 2486 nt
Organism: Pangasianodon hypophthalmus (striped catfish)
Lineage: Eukaryota; Metazoa; Chordata; Actinopteri; Siluriformes; Pangasiidae
Gene: cdt1
Product: chromatin licensing and DNA replication factor 1
Exons: 10
Coding region: 138-2120 (660 amino acids)
Biological process (GO): regulation of DNA-templated DNA replication initiation; DNA replication checkpoint signaling; mitotic cell cycle
Cellular component (GO): nucleus
Molecular function (GO): DNA polymerase binding; DNA binding
Source: RefSeq, a predicted model, not a curated record
GGGAAAGUUUAUAGAGGAAGCGCGCGCGGGGGGAAAAGGCUGGUUCAGUGCAGCUGCUUUACUCCUCAGAGUUUCUCUGCAGGAUUAAGUAGGUUUCAUUAACAGCAAGGGCUGGUAUUUUAUUUUGUUUUGCAAGCAUGGCUCAAGCGCGAGUCACGGAUUUCUUCUCACAGUCUAAGAGAGCAGGUGUUGAUCGAUCCUUGAGAUCGAAAUCCCAGAAACCAGGCGCUGAGGACCGGGUGGUGGAGGCGAAGCCGCCCGGAGCGACGGCGCAGAGGAGCAGCCGCGCUGCACACGAGCCGCUCACAGCCGUCCAGGAGGAGUUCCUCAGGGUGAUCGACGAGGCUGUAUCUGCGCCUGAUCAUGCGGAGGGCAGGACGGAGGCGCGGGGCUCGGAGAAACCCGACCCGCCCGAGAGUCCCCGAACCCCGAAGAGAAGUUGCGCCGAGGCGGAGUUUGAUCUGUGCUCGGCUGUGUUUUCCUCCGCCACGGAGCAGCACAGCACGGCUAAAAAGCGGCUCCGGGUCUCAGCGAUGAGGGAGGAGAACACGGCUAAGAGCGUGGAGGGGAAGAGGACUGCGAGAAAGAAGCUCGUGCUCUCCAAACACGAGCAAACCGAGAAGGCGCCGGUCAGUACACCCGCCCAUAAAGAUUCAAACGGUGUAGUCGAACACCAGGCAAAAGGCUCACCUGUGAACAAAGUGAGCGGUGCCAAGCAGCCCACCACGAACAAGAAAACGUUCUCCAGUGAGGAUGUGGCUUCGCUGAAGGCUCGGCUGCAGAAGCUGAAAGGACAGGCUGAGGCGGUGAGCUCGCCAACCCCGGCACCCGUGUCUGCUCUCGCUGAGCUCAAAGCCCGACUGGACAGCGCCAGGGAGCUCGCAGUCAAAGCACAGCAGAGGAAGGAGGAGAGAGUGAUCGAGCAGGAGGAGGAGAGAAGCAGAGAGGAGCAGCCACAAGACCACAAAGUGGAUGAAGGUGAGAAGCUUCCUGCUUAUCAGCGCUACCACACACUAGCUCAGGACGUUCCCCCCGGCCUCACCCUGCCCUUCAGAUACAAGGUUUUGGCAGAAAUGUUCCGCAGUAUGGACACCAUCGUCGGCAUGCUCUUCAACCGCUCGGAAACGGUCACCUUCGCCAAAGUCAAACAAGGAGUCCAAGACAUGAUGCACAAGCGUUUUGAAGAGUCUCACAUAGGGCAGAUUAAGACGGUAUAUCCAUCUGCCUACACCUUAAGGCAGGAGAAAAACAUCCCGACCUUCAGCGCUACAGUGAAGAAAUCCACCUACCAACUUACUGUGGAGCCGCUCAUUGAAGAAGAAACAAAUGGCACCCGGCCCAUCCUGUCUGCUACUCGUCUGCUGGAGAGAAGACGCAUGUUUCAUCAGAACCUGGUGGAAAUUGUGAAGGGACACCACAAGGUGUUCUUGGCCUCGUUGAACCCCUCUUUAGUGGUCCCUGAUGAUAAACUAACCCGCUGGCACCCCAAAUUCAAUGUAGACGAGGUGCCCAACAUCCUGCCCAGCGACUUGCCUCAGCCUCCUCAGACAGAGAAACUCACCACCGCUCAGGAAGUGCUGGACAGAGCUCGCGCCCUCAUGACCCCUAAGAUGGAGAAGGCUUUGGCUAACAUGGCCUUAAAAACAGCAGAGGCAGCAUGUGCAAAAGAGAGUGAAACACCAGUAAAACCAACUGCGACGCCCAUCCAGACCCCCAGUGCCCUUAAAGGAGUGUCACAGUCUCUGCUAGAGAGGAUCCGGGCUAAAGAAGCUCAGAAGCUGCAAGCGGCAAUGACACGGAAUCCUGAACAGGAGGAGCGUCUGGGGAUGAUGUCACGCCUGCCAGAGAUGGCUAGGAUUCUGAGAAACGUGUUUGUAGCCGAGAAGAAGCCGGCCUUGAUCAUGGAGCUGGCCUGUAAUCGCAUGAUCGCCAGCUAUCGCUCCUCUCUCAGUGCAGGGGAAAUGGAAAAACACCUUCGUUUGCUGGUGGCGUUGGUUCCAGAGUGGCUCACGCUGCAUCCCAUCAGAAAGGAUUUUUACCUCAAGCUGAACAAGAACACUAACAUGAACCUGGUUUUGGAGAAACUGAAUCAGAAGAUAAAAGAAGAGGAGAGACUCUGAGAACGUGUGGAUGUUGGACUUGUUGGAAUGAUGUGCAAUAGUUUCAGGAAUUUACUCCAUGUUUUUAAUCUUUGGACUUGACACUUUGGAAUGUGACUUCCUGUAAAAGCUCCUCAUGUUCCAAACACUAGUCUGUGAGAGAGAUGUUUUACAACAGAAUAUACAAGUUUGUGUGAAUAUUUUUUUUUUUUCUUUGAAAUGAAACAUUUUGUUGACAUUAAGGUGGCUGUGCAUUUUAGGCUCGUGAAUGCUUGUAUUAAGGAGGUGCACACUGAGCCAUUACAGCUGUACAUUUGCUGUACAGCAGCAGGUCAUGGGACGAGUCUUGAGCUGCAUAAAUGUCCAAUAAACAAGCUAGUUUGAACA